UGAAGGUGAACAAAAGUCUUGUAGUAACGACACGCUGGCUCGUCAGGGGGGAGUUUGGAUAGGCGAUUAUACUGACUGAUGUUGUUGGUAGUUAUCGGCUGUUGAAUACGCCUGUAGCUGUACUGUCAGUGCCACGUGUGGGAGCACUAGAAUAAAACGCGGGGAGGGACGGCACUUGCUAGUUUACUGAUGCAGAGACGUAAGAUUGAUACUCAUUUAGGAAAAAGAACUACACGACGGGUCGGCUGUUCCCCCACACUAAUAAAUAAUUAGGUACACAGUAAUAUUUCAGUUUUGGUUCGUGUCCGAGCAUCGAUUUUGAAGAUGAAGAUAUUAAAAAACUCGUAGGCUUGUGACUUUUUUUGGAAGCAGAGGUAGGAAUGUGACGGCAGGGCAACUUGUAAUAAUCUGUGUAAGAACUUGGCUUUCUACGCAAAUCUAUCAUGCAAAAUUGAAGUUUCAGUUUGCUGUUCGCCUUUCCUCGUCCGCAAACGCCUAUCUAUCUUUCUUUACCAUUGUCAGUCUACAUGUUUGUUUCGGGACCACGAAGUUGUUUUGACAGCUCAGAUUAUCACUCCAGCUUUAUUUCAGCAACACCUGUACAAAAAAGCUUGCCACUCGUUUCUCCUGUACCUACUUCACUGUACUUUAUUCUUUUCGAUCCUAACGUUGGCUCGCUGUAUUCGUGGAUUUUAAGUUUUACAAUGUAGUUUUUUUUAUACAUAUACUUCUUAGGUUGAAUUUGAUUGUUGAUUCCAUUCUCAUGUUGUAUACCAUUCCAUUGCCACCUCGCGCCAGAGCAAAGUUAUAGCAAACAUUUUUGUCAUCGCAAAGAUUGAAGAACAAAGCAAACUUUUUGUGACCUUGAAAAAUAUUCCAGUUCUUAAGUCUGUGCCUGACUGAUAUAAUAUCAACAGGAGGUGGAGGUCCCGUUGUAAUUUCUCAGAGAUAUUAAACGUAAACUAAAGACAGUACUGUCUAACAGCGAAGGUAAGGUCAAAAACGAACCAUGGGCGCUCUUUCGAAGGCAAAGCUGCAGGCCAGCAAGGCGAAGAGUUCUUGUUCUUCGAGUUCGCAGCAAAACACGAAGAGACAGCGUAAGGAGGUGAGGAAGCAGGAAAUGUGCGUUGAAUGCGGCGAGUACGUGUCUGAUUUGAAGCAGCACCUCCAGCAGAGACACGGCCACGUGUGUCCGUUCUGCAACAAGCGGUUCGGCAACAAACUCGGGUGGCACAACCACGUCCGUGACUACCACAAAGCGAACCCCAAGCAGCUUGCGAAAGCCAAAAUCGACGAUUGGCUGUUGAGUAACGAAAGGAGUAGAAGUUGCGGCAAGAACCUCCUGCUCUGCCCAAAAGUGUCCAACUCCUCCUCAAACGGCAGAAACUCAUCUUCUUCUAAAAUGCUAUCCCGCAACAACUCUACCGGCUCGGCAGGGUCUGCUGCGGAGGACCAGUACCGCCGCGGACGCAACAUGAUGAUGUCCUCCACGCAAGGCGGCUCGACUGGUAAAAAGAGACGAAGUUUGAGUUGCGGCGACAAGAUGAACGGGGCGGGAACGAACAUGGUGCAAGAUGAAAAUCGCGACAAUAAUUACAGCUCCAGGACCACCUCCUCGCUCUUCGGCGCUGCACCAUCGUCGCCAAGUAGUAGAACUGGUGCAAGGGCGGGACCUUCUCAUCCAUCACAUCCUGAUCAACAUCUGAGAGGCGGUGCUGGAGGCGGUUCAUCAUCAUCCUCGUCCAACAUGAUCAGUGCCGGUCGGAACAAGGAGAACAAGAAACCCCCGGGCGGCAGGCAGCGGAGGAAGCUCACCCGGCAAGCGUCUGUUUUCUGUCAGUACGCCAACACAGUCGGCGCGGAGUCCGGGGAGGACAGCAACAGCUUCGUCAGGCAACAGGUGAAGAGAGAAAACCUGUACAACGGGUCGGCGACGACCGGGGCGGGUUCAUCGUGUGCCUCUUCCUCCAGUUCGGCAAGAAUCUUCAGUACAACCGACCAAACGCAGCAAGGCCCGCUCUUCCGCGCAGCGACCACGGGCGGCGUAGUUGGGAACAGUACUUCUUUUGACGCGUUUCAUUCUCGAGGUGGAGCCACGCAAGGACCGAUGUUUCCGCUGCAAGGAAACAACUUCCUGCACCCGAACUCGCUCUCCGGCCCUCCAAUGAAAUACUACCCCAAUAACCCUCCUCCGGCUGGCACGGUGAACCUGCUAGAUCCGCCAGACUUACAGCAACUGUUUGGCGCGGCGGGGAGCUCCUUCAACCAGGGCGGCGCGUUUGGCACAGGAGGUGCUGGCGCAGCAAACAACCUCCAGCAUGCCGGGGUGAUCACGCCGAAAAGUACGACGAGUUGUCACUUUAUGCAGGAUACGGAGUUCUUCUCGCAGCAAAGUCACGGUUGCAGUUCGAGCAGUGGGAUUUCCUCUAAACUUCUGCGCUCUGUCUCCGCCGGCUGCCCUUCGAGUUGUACCACCACCACGACCAGCUCGCUAUUCGAACAGUGCUUGAGCUCUGCUACUCGCUCGCACAUUGGCAACGUGGUGGAGGAGGAGUUGUCGAAUGGCAGCUUGUUUUUGCAGCACACGCGGUCCGUCGAGGGCAGCUACACUUCCUUUCCGGCGGCCGGGGGAUCAUCUGCAGGAGGAGCGGGUUAUGAUACCACGACCGGGUCGUUUGCACCUGCUGGGGGCACUAGUAGUGCGGGAGCUCCUCCAGCACUACUCUAAGCACUACUCUAAUCGCAAGUGUAGGUGGCACGAAUCACUCUGGACGCUCCGCUGCGGUUGGAGCAGGAGAACACAAUGAUGAUGAUCUGUAGAAACGAAUAUGUUGAUAGUUGUACUACAGGUUCUUGAGCAAGUAGUGCUGAUGUUGAAAACAACAUACUUAUUUGAAUCCUCACAUGCUUAAAUAUGUUCCGUGGAGAUCAUUUGUUCAGAUCUCGUCAAGCCCCGACAAUGUUUGGAUUUGCAAUUAUUCAAGAAAAUGUGGAAACAAUUUGUCAUUUGUUCGAAUCACGUCGGCGACGCGACCCAAUUUUUUGCGAUGGCAGAAUAGAAUCCAUAUCCAACUUCCAACGCCGGAAGAGUUAU
Messenger RNA from Amoebophrya sp. A120, 3094 nucleotides. The record is from the annotation of a GenBank genome assembly. NCBI's taxonomy places the organism in Eukaryota, Dinophyceae, Syndiniales, Amoebophryaceae.